Molecule: messenger RNA, 1776 nt
Organism: Schizosaccharomyces osmophilus
Lineage: Eukaryota; Fungi; Ascomycota; Schizosaccharomycetes; Schizosaccharomycetales; Schizosaccharomycetaceae
Gene: crn1
Product: actin binding protein, coronin Crn1
Exons: 5
Coding region: 1-1776 (591 amino acids)
Biological process (GO): actin filament organization
Molecular function (GO): actin filament binding
Source: RefSeq, a predicted model, not a curated record
AUGAGCGGAAGAUUCGUGAGAGCUAGCAAAUAUCGUCAUAUCUUUGGACAAACAUGCAAGAAAGAGCUUUGUUAUGAUAAUAUAAAGCUCAGCAACAAUGCUUGGGAUUCUAAUUUAAUAAGCGCGAAUCCUUUCUAUUUGAGUGUCAAUUGGAACUCAGGAGCCGGCGGUGCUAUUGCUGUCAUUCCCUUACAAAAUCGAGGAAAACUCCCUGAUCAAGCCAACUUAUUUCGUGGUCAUACUGCUGCUGUUUUGGAUACCGAUUGGAAUCCAUUCCACGACCAGGUGUUGGCAUCUGGAGGUGAUGACGCCAAGAUUAUGCUAUGGAAAGUUCCUGAAGACUACACAGUUUUGGAGCCUUACGAAGAUGUGCAUCCUGUUGCUCAUUUAACAGGACAUAGUCGUAAGGUCGGGCAUAUCCAGUUUCAUCCUGCAGCUGCGAAUGUGCUGGCGUCUUCAAGUGCUGAUAAAACCAUUAAAUUAUGGGAUUGUGAGAAAGGAAUUGCUCAAGUAACACUUCCCAUGAAUGAAAUUUGUCAAUCUAUCUCUUUUAACGCUGAUGGAAAUUUGCUUGUUAGUACGGGUCGUGAUAAGAAAAUUCGAAUUUGGGAUCCUCGUACCGAAAAACCAGUUUCAGUUUCCAAUGGUCAUGCUGGAGCGAAGAAUUCGAGAAGCGUUUGGCUUGGGAGCUUAAACCGUAUUGCUACCACCGGAUUUAGCAAAAUGAGUGAUCGACAACUCGCUCUGUGGGAUCCUGCUAAUAUGUCUGAACCAAUUGGAGGUUUCAAUACUUUAGACUCUGGUUCAGGUAUUUUAAUGCCUUUUUGGGAUGAUGGUACGAAUGUUAUUUACCUUGCCGGAAAAGGUGACGGUAACAUACGUUAUUACGAACUUGAAAACGAUGUUUUUCAUUAUCUUUCUGAAUUUAAAUCUGUUGAUCCCCAACGUGGUAUGGCUUUUGUUCCAAAAAGAGGCGUAAACGCUGCCGAAAACGAGGUUAUGCGUGCCUAUAAAUCUGUUAACGAUACGAUCAUCGAACCUAUUAGUUUCAUCGUUCCUCGACGCUCUGAAGCUUAUCAGAGCGACAUUUAUCCUCCUGCUCCUUCCGGAAAACCAAGCUUAUCUGCGGAUGAAUGGUUCUCUGGCAAGGAUGCUCCAGUUGAUAGAAUGGACAUGUCUUUACUUUAUGAGACUAAAGGUCCAGUAUCUAAAAUAACAACCGUUAAGGUUCCUACGCAAGAGGUUCAGAAAGAUGCUGAUAAGACACCUAUUUCUGUAAAGCCUUCUAAGAAAGAAGAACCAGCUAGGGCUUCGCCUGCACAAGAGAAAGCUCCAGAAAAUUUUUCAUCAAACAAGAAAGAAGAAAAGGAGCUUUCUAAAGAGGAAAAGAAAGAUCCUGGAGAGAAGAAAUCUUUAGAGAAGGAGACGCAGAAGAAAUUAGAAAAUAAGGUUUUGCCAGAGCAGGCCACAAAGUCAGAAAAGAAAGACACUGAACGAGAAGCUCCUGCUUCUGCUCAUGCGAAGCCCUUGGAAAAAAAGAAGGAUGUGGUUGAAAAUGGUAUCAAUGAGGCUUUAAUUAAGCGUGAAAAAGAGUUAUCUGUAUCUCGGAUGCCUACAAUUUCUUCCCCUGACCAAGAUGAUAAUCUUGUUCAAAAGUUAGAUACUAUUGAGAAACGAUACAAGGAAGAAAUGUCUGUUCGAGACUGGAAAAUUGCUCAGUUAGAGGAGAGGGUGACGAAACUCUCUGAGGCUAUAGAAAAGCACUUUUCCCUUUAA